AUAAAUACGUUCACGGUCAGGUCGUUACAGCUUUCACAUUUUGCUUAAUUUUGCUUAUGGUUCGUGCGAAGUACGGCACCCAUCCUUUGAGGUUAAUCGAACAUACUACUUCAAAGUCGACGUACUAAUGUUUUUACAGUCAGAUAAUAGUUAUUUAGGCUACCCAAUUUUUUUCAAUAAGAAAAAACCAAAAGACAAACGAGAAUACAAAUGGUAAGAUUGUUGUAUUAAAGAAACUUGGAUAGAAAAUGUUUUAAAGACAGAAAAUGCGACAAUACCACGUAUCGGUAUGCAUGAUACAGGACAAAAGAGAACGCGAAAUUACAGCGGAAAAACUGCAUUGCGGUUUCGCUUAAAUACCAUAGAAUAUAACUAUUCUGGAAAAACCUGCUCCUUGACAGUAGGAAUCAACCUAUAGCACUUUAAAUGACCGUAAUCUUCGUUCAUAAGUAUGAACAAAACAACAACUCAAGACAUAAUGGCUGAGAAAACCAGUUUAUGGAUAUUUGGCUACGGUUCCUUGGUCUGGAAACCGGAUUUCAAAUUCAAAAUGAGCGAAAUUGGGUACAUCCAGGGUUACAAGAGACGGUUCUGGCACGGCGACAAUUUCCACAGGGGAAAUAAGGAUAUGCCUGGCAGAGUGGUGACUCUUGUGGAAGAUAAAGACGCGUGUACUUGGGGUGUGGCUUACGAAGUUAAUGGCUCCGAGAUUGAAGAGUGCCUAAAGUACCUGAACAUGAGGGAGGCCGUGUUGGGUGGGUACAUCACCCGGGCUGUAGAGUUCUUCCCCCGGGAGGAGUGCCACCUGCCACACCUGGCCCUGGUCUACAUCGCCACCUGUGACAACCCCAUCUACCUGGGGCCCGCCAGUCCGGAGGAGAUCGCGGCCCAGAUCGCCAUCUGCAGGGGCAAGACCGGCCAUAACAUUGAGUACCUGCUCCGCCUGGUAGAGUUCAUGAGGUCAUACUGUCCUGAAGUUGAGGAUGAACACCUGUUUGCCAUUGAGGCUGCCACCCUAUCACUGAUGCCUUACCUGUUGGGAUCCAAGCAGGCCAUGUCUGCUUUUGCAUCAGCCUGAAUGUACACUAAAUUUAAAUGACACAUUACUCCAAAACAUAAACAGUCAUAUAAGUCACUGUAUUGUGUUUCUGUUAUUAGCCACAUUUUGUGUCCUUAUGCAUGUAAUAGUAAUACAGAACUAAUUAGGUACACAACUGUAGACACAACAGUGUUCUAUGUUUACCCGAAUUGUGCAAUAGUAAUUACAUCCUUUUCCCAUCAAAUUAGUUAGACGUGUUAUAUGCAGGUCCUGGAAUUGACGUGGUGCCAACUGCAGGUUGCUAUAUGGAUUUAUGUUUACAUGAAUUAUCAAUACUGUGUGGUGAAUGGUAAUCUCUUCAUUCCUUAUCUUGGUGCAGAGUACACAUGAAUGAAUGGGCAGUGGUAAUACCUCUAGCAUGUAUGUUUGUAUGUAUGAUGGUAUACAUAGUGAUGCUGUUCGACAGCUGUCCUUUGUCCUAUAUUAUCUUUGUGGAUAUUUGUCCUUUGUUGGAAAAGAAAAUAUUUAUUUCUUAUUUAAUCUCUAUUUUUUCAUGCACAACAUGCUUCAAUAAAGUAUACAUUUUAA
This is a messenger RNA of Anguilla rostrata (American eel), 1627 nucleotides long. Its product is annotated as glutathione-specific gamma-glutamylcyclotransferase 1-like. Gene Ontology annotation, cellular component: cytoplasm. NCBI's taxonomy places the organism in Eukaryota, Metazoa, Chordata, Actinopteri, Anguilliformes, Anguillidae. Gene Ontology annotation, biological process: glutathione catabolic process. The record is from RefSeq and is a predicted model, not a curated record. The transcript has 3 exons. Gene Ontology annotation, molecular function: glutathione specific gamma-glutamylcyclotransferase activity; gamma-glutamylcyclotransferase activity. The coding region runs from base 452 to 1078 and encodes 208 amino acids.